UUGUGAAAGCGGGUAUGCCCUCAGAUCCUCGUAACCUCCAUCCUAGACGCCGAGCAGCCGAUCACCAAACAGCACUAGAGAGACAGAAAUGGGAGAAUAAAUAGGGAUGCUCGCACGCCGUAAGGGACACUGGAGGUAGAUGUGAGGGAUAACUGCAACUGGUGAGAGAAUCCCUCCACUGGGCUCCCCCCAUCCCAGCCCUCUCCUACACCAGCCUUCAGAGCCCCAUUCCCAACAGCCAACAUGUUCUCCUCCAACUUUCUGAGUGGGGGGAAUCCUCUAAGUGCAAUGUCCUCUGCUGUAAACAAGUUCAGUCUUUUUGGGGAUGAGGAGGAAAAGCAACAACAGCAGCCUCCAGGACCCCCAAAGCAGAAGGACGCUCAACAGCAGGGGAAUGGCCAACCACCCUCACAGGGAUCUCCUAGGCAAAGUGGACAGCAGACGCAGGGUGUGGGAAGGGGAGGCCAAGGAGCUGGACGAGGUGGAUCUCAACUGCAAGGAGCUGGACGGGGUGGAUCUCAACCGCAAGGAUCUGGACAGGGAAGUCCUGUACAGCAAGGAGCUGGGAGAGGAGGUCUUCCACAACAGGGAGUGGGCAGGGGUGGAUCUCCUAAGCAGGGUGUUGGGAGGGGUGGACCUCAACAACAAGGCCCAGGUGGACCUGGGUCUCAUCCAGGAGGUGCAGUUGGCUCAAGGCCUCCUUCAGCAGAGCCUCAGGUGAAAGGUGGACCUGGAGCUGGGGUGAAAUCCCUCUGCCCAGUCUGUAAAAAUACAGAACUCAAUCUUAAGUCCAAGGAUUCGCCCAAACAUAACACCUGCACACAAUGUAAAUCAGUGGUCUGCAACAUGUGUGGGUUCAGUCCUCCAGAUGCAACUGCUAAGGAGUGGCUCUGCCUGAAUUGCCAGAUGCAAAGAGCUCUGGGAGGGGCAGAGAACAGCGGACCUCCUACACUAAAAGCUCAACCACAGCCCAAGGACUCUGUACCAUCACAGAACCCUGCAAAGAAAGACACUCCUCAUAGUAAGCAGAUGCCGCCAUCUGCCAGCCAGCCAACCAAACCAACAGAGGUUCAGAAACCGUCAAGCCAGUCCAGCACAAGUGCAACUCAUCCGUCGCAGCAAACGUCACAACAAAAACCUCUUCCACAGCAGACAACAAAAGGUGCUCCUCCUGCCAAAACUGAGACAUUGUCAAAGACUGAGCCCCCUAAAAAAGAAGAAGAGUCUAGUUUCUUUGGUUUCGGAUUCGGUGGCGCUCGAUCCCGCUCUCCUUCUCCACAGCCCGGUGCCUCUUCUGUUUCUGGAAAGGUUCUGGGCUUUGGUUCUUCGUUUCUUAGCUCAGCAUCCAAUUUGAUUUCAGCCAUCCAGGAUGAGCCCUCCACAACCCCACCGACCUCUCGAAAGGGUUCCAGUGUUUCCCAAACCUCUGCCAAGAGUACCACACCUCCCUCCUCAAGAAAAGGCUCAGAGGCCACUAAGGGCUCCCCUAAUGUUUCUAAAUCACAAACACAGGAGGGAAAAAUCCAACAGCAACAAAAUAGACCCCAAGACACUCAAAAAACAGCAACAAAGGAAUCUGCUCAGGCUACCAAAUCAGAUCAAAGCCCGAAACUUCUUCCCAAAGCCUGUCCACUCUGCAAGGCAAGCCUGAGAAGAGAUCCUCCCAACUAUAGUACCUGCACUGAAUGCAAGGCCACUGUGUGUAAUCAGUGUGGAUUUAAUCCUGUGCCUCAUCAAACAGAGGCAAAAGAAUGGCUUUGCUUAAACUGCCAGACGCAGAGAGCGCUGAAAGGAAUGGAGCCUGCGGGACAACCCCUUAUAAAGUCCCAAACACAGCCUAGCAAAUCUCAGAAGAUGGAAUCUACACAUGGUCCUUCAGAGAAACAGCCCACAGCUCAGCCAACAAAGAGUAGUCCUGCCAACCAACCUGCUGCUCAGAAAAAGGAAAUGCAUGAACAACAGACUAGUGCAGCAGGAGCAAAGCAAGCUCCCUCCCCUAAGCCUUUACAGCAACCGAUAGCAAAAAAUGCCCCCUCUCCUCCUGUGUCUAAAGCAGCACCACAGACUGAGCCUGAGCAAGAACAGUCAGGAUUUUUCGGCUUUUCAGGCUUUGGUGGAGCCCGGUCACGAUCACCAUCCCCUCAGCCUGCUGUUUCGGCCACGUCUGGUAAGGUCCUAGGAUUUGGGUCGUCCUUCCUGAGCUCAGCAUCUAAUCUCAUUUCAUCAGCUGUUCAAGAUGAACCAUCUGCAACACCACCAACCAAUCCUCAAGCACCUUCAGUCUCUCAAACUCCACCAACAUCUCGCAAAGCAUCCGCAACAUCGCAAGGGCCUGCCUUAUCAGCGUCUACAGGAAAGGCUAAUCAAUCAGAUGGUCAGAAAGAAGAGAAAAAGACAGAGCUAACUGCUGACCAAAAGAACAAGGCUCCAAUAUCUCAAAUUAAAAAAGCUGAACUUCCUUCGCAGAUGCCAAAAGCAGACAAAAGCCCUCAAACCUUGCCCAAAUCCUGCCCACUCUGCAAGGUAGAAAUCAAAAAGGACCUUGCCAACUACAACACCUGCACUGAGUGCAAAAACACUGUGUGCAAUCUCUGUGGAUUCAACCCAACACCACACCAAACAGAGUUGAAAGAAUGGCUUUGUCUAAACUGUCAGACUCAAAGAGCUCUAAGAGGAAUGGAGCCACCAGGACCUCCGAAGUCAGAGACCGCAGCACAGCCCAAGAAAACCCCUAUCGCUCAACCACUGGCUUCACCGUCAAUUCAAAAGAAAGGUGUUUCUGAAUUGGACAAGUUAGGCAAGAAAACUGAGCCUCCUCAACAAACCAAGGCUCCAAAUGGUACUCUGCCAAUCCAAAAAACCCAGCAGCAAGACAGUGAAGCCAAAUCUGAAGUUUCUGCCAAGACAGCCAAGGAAGAAUCUGGAUUCUUUGGCUUUGGUGGUGCUAGGUCAAGGUCUCCAUCUCCUCAGCCUGCUAUGUCUGCUGUACCUGGGAAGGUUCUUGGUUUUGGUUCCUCCUUUCUCAGCUCUGCAUCUAAUUUAAUAUCUUCAGCUGUGCAAGAUGAGACAUCUACAACACCGCCAACCUCCCGCAAAGCUUCCACAGUUUCCCAGAGUUCAACACCACCCACGUCUCGGAAGAGCUCUGCUGUUCCACAGACCACAAACACAGGGGAUACUAAACAGCCUACUGCACAAAAACAGGACAAAAAGAUUUCUGAGUCACCUCAGCUAGCUAGUAAAUCUUCUGUGAAAGCAAAAACAGACCAAACAGUGUCUGCAAAAGUUGACAAAACUCCCCUGCCUCUUCCCAAAGUCUGUCCACUUUGCAAAGCAGAUAUUACCAGUGAUCCUCCUAAUUUCAGCACCUGCACCGAUUGCAAAAACAUUGUGUGUAACCGUUGUGGAUUUAACCCUAUGCCUCAUCAAAAAGAGGUGAAGGAAUGGCUCUGUCUAAAUUGCCAGAUAAAGAGAGCAUCUGAACCUACACAACAAGACAAAACAGGAGCUCCUCCAGGAGCCAGUAGAACUGAGGACCAGUCUAAAACAGCACUUGGAAAACCCACUCCUACGUCUACAACACAAAAUCUCCCAAAGGAGAAACCUGCACAGAAAGAAACCACAAAACCUCAACAGCCAAAAGAUAGUAGUGCUCCAGCCAAAUCCGAAACCACAACACAAUCAGACUCUUCCAAAGAAGAUACAGGUUUCUUUGGCUUUGGUUUUGGUGGUGCUCGAUCUCGAUCACCUUCUCCUCAACCUGUUGUCUCGGAGAAAGUUCUAGGCUUUGGUUCCUCGUUCCUCAGCUCAGCAUCUAAUCUCAUAUCUUCAGUAGUUCAGGAUGAAUCAUCCACACCACCAACACCUCGUAAAGGUUCAACAGUUUCCCAGACCUCGGUGAAGUCUACAACACCACCUGCCUCUCGUAAGGGUUCGUCAGUUUCACAGAGAUCUCUUAAAACCACAUCUGCUGUGGGAGCAGCGGCUACAUCCCGCAAGGGAUCCACAGCAUCUCAAGACGCAACAAAAAUGCAGGCUGGGGAAAAUAAACCUCUAUCUCAAAAGCAAUUGGAAGACAAGAAGUCCUUGCAAUCUCAACCUUUGAAAGCACCAUCUACACCUGCAUCAAAGCCUCGAGCAGCUGAUAUGUCCACUCAGGCUCUGCCUAAAGAAUGCCCACUUUGUAAAGUGGAGCUCAAGAAAGAUCCUCCUAACUUCAACACCUGCACUGAAUGCAAGAGCAUUGUAUGCAACCUCUGUGGGUUUAAUCCCAUGCCUCAUCAAACCGAGGCACAGGAGUGGCUUUGCUUAACCUGUCAAGUGCAGCGAGCAUCAAUGCCUACUCAUGCAGAGCCUCAACAUCAAGCUAAGAAAGUAGCCCCAGUGCCAAAGAAGAAGGAGCAAGAUCUUCCAGAACCUGUACAGAAGAAACAAAAUGCAGAGGAAGCCACCAAUACUGGUCAGAAAACAGCUGUAGUAGGGGGAAAGGAGCCAAGUGAUGUGACACCACAACAACCCAGUCAACCGAAGACCUCACAGCAGACGAAAUCAGACAAGCCUCAAGAAAAACAAUCCAAAGCACCACCCAAGGCUGAACCUCAUCAAGAAGAGUCUGGAUUUUUUGGGUUUGGCUUCGGUGGAGCUCGAUCCAGGUCUCCUUCACCUCAGCCUGCUGUUUCUGCUGUGUCUGGGAAAGUUUUAGGUUUUGGUUCCUCCUUCCUUAGCACAGCCUCUAAUCUGAUAUCGUCAGCCGUUCAGGAUGAGCCUUCCACAACACCACCAACCUCCCGCAAAGGUUCAUCAGUUUCUGAAACAACUCCUCCUCCUGGCUCCCGUAAAGGCUCUACGGUAUCUCAGUCAUUGUUCAACAACAACACAACAUCACCUAGUUUACGAAAAGGUUCUGAAACUACGCAAGGUUCUCAGAAAGCUCAACCUAGUAAAGAUACUAAACCAUCAGUUGAACAGAAACAAGAGGAGAAGACACCAUUACCACAACAGGCUAAGGAGCCAUCAAAUAAACUGAAAGAGGAUAAAUCAGAGACGCCUAUUUCCAAGCCUCUUCCCAAGGUCUGCCCACUUUGCAAGGUGGAGCUCAAGAAAGAUCAAUACAACAGCUGCACUGAAUGCAAAAACAUUGUAUGCAACUUGUGUGGUUUCAACCCUAUGCCCCAUGAAAAUGAGGUGAAGUGGCUUUGUUUGACGUGUCAGAUGCAAAAAACACCAGAACCUCCUCCUGCGCAGCUUCACUCACAUGCUAAGGAAGUUGCACCACUUAAAAUAGAUACUCACACUCUAGAGGCUUCACAGAAGAAGCCACAUCUUCCGGCAGAUGCAGUUCAAAAGGAUAAGAAACCAGAAGUGGCAGAGAAACCAGCAGAAAAUGUACAACCCACCCAAAGAGACACAAAACAUACUGCAGAAGUUCCAAAGUCAGAAUCUCAAAAGACUGAUUCACAACCAGACAAACCUGGAUUGUUUGGGUUCGGUUUUGGAGGAACUAGAUCUCGAUCACCUUCUCCUCAGCCUGCUGUCUCUGCUGUCUCAGAUAAGGUUCUAGGGUUUGGUUCUUCAUUCUUAAGUUCAGCAUCUAAUCUAAUCUCAACAGCUGUUCAAGAUGAGUCCUCUACAACACCAUCUAGUUCUCGCAAGGCUUCAACAGCUUCUCAAAUGUCUGAUAAGACACCACCAACCUCUCGCAAAGGUUCUGUGGUUUCACAAAACUACAGUAAAUUUAAUACCACUCCACCUUCCUCUCGUAAGGCUUCUACUGUUUCACAGACUUCUGUUAAAACAACUCCCCCAACCUCAAAGAAGGAGCCUGAAGCUGCAGUAAACUCUAAAAACAUUGAAAAAACAGAUGAGGUAAAAACUAAAGUUGCAGAGACAGAAGAAGAAGCCACUAAAGGAGCUACCUCACAGCAACAGAAACAAGGAAAGACCCAAGGUGGACAUGUUCCCGUCUCCUCUGAAAUCCCUGAAGAGUCCAAAGGUAGAUCUCAGUCUCCUUUAAUUCCACCCGCAGCAUCUGCUGUCUCUGGAAAGGUUCUUGGAUUUGGUUCCUCCCUCUUUAGCUCAGCAAGUAAUCUGAUCUCAUCAGCUCUAGAUGAGCCUUCUACAACACCGCCUACUUCUCGCAAAGGUUCCACGACUUCCCAAUUAUCUGCAAAGACUACAACCCCACCCUCUUCUCGUAAAGGCUCAUCGGUUUCUCAGACUUCAGACAAGAUUACCACUCCACCUUCCUCACGAAAAGGUUCGGGAGUUUCUCAGACAUCUCUCAAGACUAGCACACUUCCUGCUUCCCCAAAAUUAUCUGAUGCCUCUCCUAAAAUGCUUCCUUCAGAUGACAAAAAAGUACAUCCUGAAAAUAUUCAAGAAGAGAUCAAAAAAGAUAAUAAGAAAUCCAUGGUCAGUCAGGCACAGCCAACAACAGAUCUACCAGAAACAACAAGGACAGAGUCCACAAAAUCAUUUCUCAAAGCCUGCCCUCUUUGUAAAGUCGAUUUGCAGAAGGAGCCUCCCAAUUACGAUACCUGUACUGAGUGCAAAAACACUGUGUGUAAUCUAUGUGGCUUUAACCCCAUGCCCCAUGAGACAGAGAAAAAGGAGUGGCUAUGUCUGAACUGCCAGAUGCAGAGAGCUCAAGCUGAGGCUAACAAAGUACCUCCACCAGUAUCGCCACUAAAGAAAGCAACACCAGCUCCUGUUCCUCCACAGAAGAAGCCACUUGAUUCCACAGAUGCCACUGAAAAGGCAAAGACUGCACUAUCUGCAGGUACAGCACCAGAGUCUAGGAAGGCAAGUGCAGUUCCACCAACACAGAAGCCACCCCAGCAGCAGGAUAUCAAAAAUCCAGUAGAACCAACACAGAAGGACAAUACUAUAUCCACAAAAUCUCCCGCUCCAUCAAAGACUGCAUCCACAAAAGAAGAGAGUGGCUUGUUUAGUUUUGGGCGCUCUAGAUCGCCUUCUCCCCAACCUGCUGCUUCCAGUGUUUCUGGGAAGGUCUUUGGAUUUGGAUCUUCCCUGUUGAGUUCAGCUUCUAAUCUUAUCUCCACUGCUGUACAAGAUGAGUCCUCCACCACAACACAUCAGCAGGUUUCAGCAGCUUCACAAACGCCUGUGAUGACUACAUUAACACCAGCUACUUUUCAGAAAGGAUCAGAUGAUGUGUCACCAAAACAGGGAGCUAAAUCUGUUGAAGUGCAGAAAGACAAGAAACCUAAAGAGAAAAUGACAGAAGGUCAGGGAAAAGCUGUAAUAAAAGAGGGUGACCAGAAGUCAGAGCCACCAAAGGCUUGCCCUCUUUGUAAAGCAGAAAUAAAGAAGAAUCCACCAAAUUACAGCACAUGUACUACUUGCAAGAGCACUGUGUGUAAUCUCUGUGGAUUCAACCCAAUGCCACAUCAAACUGAGGUGAAGGAAUGGCUGUGUUUGAACUGCCAGAUGCAGAGAGCUCCUGAACCUCCAGUUGUGAAACCAGGAACUCAGACUACUAAAUUACCUCCACCUGCGUCACCCAAAAAACAAGACACUGAGGUUGUUGUAGCAGAUGAUCAGAAACUUAAUGCUUCUGAGAAACAAGAAGGCAAACCCAGUCUGGCAGAUUCUAAACAAACUACAUCAGAAGCCCAAAAAUUACCUGCUAAAUCCAAUCAACCGCCUAAAUCUGAACCUCCUAAACAGGAUUCAGAUUUUUUCAGCUUUGGUUUUGGUGGUUCUCGUUCAAGGUCACCAUCUCCUCAGCCCGCUGUGUCUGCUGUCUCUGGGAAAGUUCUAGGCUUCGGUUCUUCCUUCCUUAGUUCAGCAUCAAAUCUGAUCUCCUCGGCUGUCCAGGAUGAAUCUUCUAAAACUCCACCAACAUCUCGCAAAGGGUCUACUGUUUCCCAGACUUCAAAUAAGACCACACCAACACCUCCCGCUUCUCGAAAAGCAUCAGUAGCCCCACAAGACACUAAAAUCAAUCUGCCUGCAGCAGAAUCUAAUCCAACCUCUCCACCAAUCCAAGAACAGAAAAAGCCACCAGAUGCUCAAUCAUCCAAACCUCUACAAGCUCAAAUGAAAGAGGAACAUCCAAAAUCUUGCCCACUCUGUAAAGAGACCCUUAAGAAGGACCCACAAAACUACAGCUGUUGCACUUCUUGCAAAAGCAUUGUUUGCAAUCUCUGUGGAUUCAAUCCCAAUCCACAUCAAACUGAAGCGAAGGAGUGGCUGUGUUUGACCUGCCAGAUGCAGAGAACUACAGGGCCUCCCCCAGCUCAGCCACAGCCUAACAAAGUACUUCCGCCAGCAUCUCCACAAAAGAAAGAGACUCCAGAGAAGAAGCCAAGUGUUACAGCCAUGCAGGAGAAGAAGCCAAGUGUUACAGCUGAGCAGGAAAAGAAACCUCCUAUAGAGACCAAAACACCAACAACACCAAAUACUCAAAUAUCUAAAGGUGAUGCUUCUCCCUUCAAGUCUGCUUCACCACCUAAAGGUGAACAGAUCAAAGAAGAGUCAAGUUUCUUUGGCUUUGGUUUCGGUGGUGCUCGUUCUCGGUCUCCCUCUCCUCAAACUGCUGUCUCUGAUAAGAUGUUUGGUUUUGGAUCCUCCAUCCUCAGCUCAGCAUCUAACCUGAUCUCCUCGGCUGUUCAGGAUGAGUCCUCAAACAAAACUCCACCAACAUCUCGCAAGGGAUCUACAGUUUCCCAGACUUUAAGUAAGACCACACCAACACCACCACCUUCUCGAAAAGGAUCAGUUGCUCCUCAGGAUGCUAAACAAAAACCACCUGAAGGGGAGUCAAAGCCAGUUGUUACAUCAGUGCAAGAACCAAAGCCAGUACAGAAAACCCCAGAUCCUAAUCAGGCCAAACCUCCACAUGCUCCAGAGGAGCUUCCAAAAACCUGUCCACUUUGCAAAGAAACCCUCAAGAAGGACCCACAGAACUACAGCUCUUGUAGUUCCUGCCAGAAAAUUGUUUGUAAUCUUUGUGGAUUCAAUCCCAAUCCACAUCAGUCCGAGGUGAAGGAGUGGCUAUGCUUGACCUGUCAGGUACAGAGAACCUCAGGACCUCCCCCAGCUCAGCCACAACCACAAUCCAACAAAGUACCACCAGCAUCUCCAGAAAAGAAGCAGAGUGUCCCUGCUGAGCAGGACAAGAAACCUCCAGCAGAGACUAAAAAACCUACAGAUACUCCAACACCAAAUGCUCAGAACUCUAAAGAUGAAGCUUCUCCAUCCAAACUUGCUCGAUUAUCUAAAGUCGAACAAACUAAGGAAGAGUCUAGUUUCUUUGGCUUUGGUUUUGGAGGUGCUCGACCCCGGUCACCUUCUCCUCAAUCUGCUGUCUCUGAGAAAGUUUUUGGUUUUGGGUCAUCCUUCCUCAGUUCAGCAUCUAAUUUGAUAUCCUCAGCCGUUCAAGAUGAGUCAUCCACCAAAACCCCACCUAGUUCUCGUAAGGGAUCCACCGUGUCCCAAAGUUCUGUUAAGACGACACCAACACCACCAACCUCUCGUAAAGGUUCAGAAGCUUCACAAGCCACACAAAAAAUUAAACCAGCAGAAGCUAAACUUGUUACUGCACAGAAGCAGGAUGAAAGGAAAAAAGAGGGAGAUAAACCACAGGAUGAGAAGACCAAAGAACCAGUCUCUGAUGUGAAAAUUAACAGACCAGCUCUGGAGCUUCCGAAAGCCUGUCCAAUCUGUAAAGUGGACAUAAAGAGGGAUCCACCAAAUUACAACACUUGCACUGAAUGCAAGGAGACGGUGUGCAAUCUUUGUGGAUUUAAUCCCAUGCCUCAUCAAACUGAGGUUAAGGAAUGGCUGUGUUUAAAUUGCCAGGUGAAAAAAGCUCAAGUGACUCCCUCUGCCCAACCACAGCCACAGGUUAUCAAAGCAUCUCCACCAACGAUAGCAGAAAAUAAAGAGGCUCUUAUACAUGCUCCAGUUCCGGUGUCUCCAAAAAAUAAGCCAGAUGUCAUUGAGAAGAUAAGCCCAUCAGCUGCUACAGAAAAUCAAGCGAACAAACCUUCACAAGCUACAACACAACCAAGUGAAAUGCCAAAACGUGAUCCUUCUCCUGUAAAAUUGGCUGUACAACAGAGACCAGAACCUUCUAAAGAGGAAUCAAGUUUCUUUGGCUUUGGUUUUGGUGGUGCUCGAUCUGGAUCCCCUCAGCCUUCGGUGACUGCUGUCUCAGGGAAGGUUCUGGGCUUUGGAUCUUCCUUUUUGAGUUCUGCAUCUAAUCUAAUCUCCUCAGCCGUUCAAGAUGAGUCCUCCACAACGCCUCCAACUUCUCGUAAGGCUUCCACAGCUUCUGAAACAUCUGCAAAGAUUACAACACCACCAACAUCUCGUAAGGCAUCUGUUGUUUCCCAAACUUCACUUAAGACUACACCAACACCUCCCGCUUCUCGGAAAGGAUCUGUUACUUCCCAAAAAGUUCCACCUACUGGUGACACAAAAGCACCUGUAACAGACAAACCAAAGGAGGACAAAACAGAUGAGAAGAAGGUGCAACAGGCUAUUGCAGUAGUGGCAGUUGCAGCUUCUAAAGUAGAAACCAAAGCAUGCCCUCUUUGCAAAGUGGAUCUUAAUGUGGGUUCAAAGGACACUCCUAACUACAAUACCUGCACUGAGUGCAAGAACAUUGUUUGCAACCUCUGUGGAUUCAACCCAACACCCCAUCAAACAGAGGUCAGUGAAUGGCUUUGUUUGAACUGCCAAACACAGCGAGCAUUAAAAGGAAUGGAACCACAAGAACCUCCCAAAAUAAAGACGCAUGAAACCCAACCUGAAAAUGUCUCCACCUCAGUACCACCUCCAAAAACAGAAAGCGUAACACCAGGGGCACCACCACUGGUGUCAACCAUGGUUCCUGAUGUUGCUGAAACCCAAAAGAAAGAGAUUCAAGCUGCGGCCAUCCCUGAUAAACCUAAGACUCCUGUUUCAGUGGAUGCCCAAAACAAAGAAUCAGUCUCAGCUUCAUCUAAACCACUAGAGACUAACAUAAAGGCACAAUCUGCAGCACCUCAGAAGAAAGAAACAUCAGAUUCAAAGAAAGAUAAAGAACCUGAGAAACUCUUGAAGGACUCUGACAAGUCUCCAGUAAAAUCUGCUCCACCUCCACAGGCAGAGCCACCAAAACAGGAAUCCAGUUUCUUUGGUUUUGGAUUUGGUGGUCCUAAGGCACAACCUGCUUCCCCUAAGCCAUCUGAGUCAACCACUGGGAAACUCUUUGGCUUUGGUGGCUUGACAGAAACAGCUAGAUCCCGGUCACCAUCACCACAGUCUGUUUCUGCUGUCUCUGGGAAAGUUCUGGGCUUUGGAUCCUCUAUAUUUAGCUCGGCAUCUAAUUUAAUCAGCUCAGCUGUUCAGGAUGAACCUUCCACAACACCACCAACUUCUCGAAAGGCAUCCACAGUUUCCCAGACCUCUGUUAAGUCUACUCCUCCCACAUCUCGCAAGGGAUCUGCAGUGGCAGUAGACUCUAGUAAGAUUGGAGACACCAAACCACAUGCAGGACAAGAUGUAGAGAAACCAGUGGAGAAGAAACCAGAAAUCAAGCAAGUCACAGCACCCAAACCACCUCAGAAACCUGCUCCUGAAGAAGUCAAGACCUAUUGUCCAUUAUGCAAGGUAGAACUCAAUGUUGGUUCCAAGGAUGCUAAGAAUUUUAACACAUGCACGGAAUGCAAGACAACAGUGUGCAGCCAAUGUGGAUUCAAUCCAGUGCCUCAUCAAACAGAGGUUGAGGAAUGGCUCUGCUUGAAUUGCCAGGUGCAACGGGCACAAGCAGGGAUGAAAACAUCUGAAAGUUCCACAGUGAAACCUCAGCAAGUUCCCAUAGUGAAAGACAACCAAACUCCAUCUAACGUUGACAAGAUAUCUGCAGCUCCAGUUGAGUCCAAACCUGAUGAGAAGCCUGCUGAAAAGAAAGCUGCUCCUGCUCAAGAACUAAAGAAAGAGAUCUCAGUUCCAAGCCCUCAGCAAAAGGCAGGUCCUGAUACCAAGACAACUGAUACAGUCACCCCAAGAAAAGAACCUCCUAACCAAAACAAUACUCAACCAGAUCAGCCACACAAAGAUACAACCACUCCUGUAAAAUCCGCUCCAGUUACUGAGGUUGCACCCCCAAAACAGGAAUCAAAUUUCUUUGGUUUUGGAUUAGGUGGUCCUAAAGCACAGCCUACUUCUCGGAAACCAUCUGAGUCAACCACAGGAAAGUUCUUUGGCGGAUUUGGUGGCCUGACGGAAACGGCUAGAUCUCGUUCACCCUCACCACAGUCGGUUUCUGCUGUCUCCGGGAAAGUUCUGGGCUUUGGAUCCUCAUUGUUUAGCUCAGCGUCUAAUCUGAUCUCUUCAGCUGUUCAAGAUGAGCCAUCUGCAACACCACCAACUUCACGAAAAGCCUCCACAGUUUCUACUGAAUCUGGCAAAGCUGCCACAACGCCAGCUUCUCGUAAAAGCUCAGUGGCCUCUGCCAAGACCACACCGCCAACAUCUCGCAAAGGAUCUGUUGCAACAGAACCCAAUAAGGUACUUCCUGAAAAAGAGAGCAAACCACCUGUUGAAAAGAAACCAGAGCAGCUCAAUGAGGGGAAAGUGUCAAGGAUACCUACUUCAGAAAAGGAUAAACCUGAAACUGGACAAGAUAAAUUAGUAAAAGGUCUUGAAAGUGCACCUCAACCAUCCACCUGCCCACUCUGCAACGUGGAUCUUAACGUGGGCUCAAAGGACCCUCCGAAUUACAACACCUGCACUGAAUGUAAAAGUGUUGUAUGUCAUCUCUGUGGAUUUAACCCCAUGCCUCACCUUGCUGAGGCUGAGUGGUUGUGUUUGAAUUGUCAAACCAAGAGAGCUCUUGCUGGUCAGCUGGGAGACAUGGGUAAAAUACCACCCAUAUCCAGCCCGGUACCCACAAAAGACAAGCCUACAGUGGCACCCAAAACACAGCUGUCCGAGACUCCUGCACCUGCACAGAUACCUAUUCCAAAAUCUGAGCCAAAUCCAUCACCUGGAAAGCAGGCAGAGGAAGAGAAAACCACCCCUACUACUGUUGCAAAGGCAGCGGUGACCACUUCAGUGGUCCCUGCACCUCUCUCUGUUGUUCCUACCACAGAUAUGCUGCAGACAGAAAUGACAGCUGUGGUGGCACCAUUACCAGUUGCCGAGACUCAGAAAGCUGUUAUUACUGCUGCUGAGGUCACUUUGAAAGAGACAGGCAAAGACAAAGUCCCUGACAAGACACAAGUCGAGAAAGAACCGAUGUCUUUGCUUCCAGCUGUGCCAACUGAGGAAGAUGUAGUAAAGGUUAAAGAGGAUAUAUACACUCAACCUGCAAUAGAAGAACAGAAAGAUGUUGUGGUACAGAUUGAUAGCAGUCUUCCAGAAAUUUCUAAAGUAGACACUUUGAAAGCAGAUAUUAAAGAGCAACAUAGAAAGGACAUCUUACCGGUAUCGGUAGAAUCAUAUAGCUCGGCUGAGGAGGAGCUUAAGGAGAUUCAGAGAGUCAGUGAAAUUGCCAUGAGAGAAACUGCUGCAAAGCUGUUGCCUGUCAGAGCACCAGACAGUGUGAAACAAUACCAUGAGGACAGUAGUGAGAGUGAACCCUCCCCUCAGAUACAGAGAAGAAGAGUUAGGCCUGCUUCCUCAAGCAGUGAGGAUUACAAACUAGACAGUUCAAAUUCAGGAGAUGACGAAGAGUUCAUACGAAGACAACUUAUGCACAUGGGUGAAGAUGAGAACUUGCCUUCUGAUGAGGAAAAACACAGAGAAGAAGAACAAAAACCUGAUGAUUCCAUGAAGCCUAAACGUGCCCUAAAGAAACUUGCUGUAGAGCCUGAUAUCACUCAUGACCAAGAUGAUCAUGUUGUCCAAGUCAUCCCUGUCUCAGAAGCUUUAGAAGAAAUCAGAGUGGAAAUAGAUGUGUCAAAUGACAAUGAGAAGAUCAUAGCUGCUGACACCACAACAGUUGACAUUACACAAAAAACUCCCAUUAGACAGACCACGGAGGAGCAUGAGAGUCUGAUUGAAGACUCGUCCAAAGGUGAUGGGUCAUCCAGUGUUCAGGUGUCUAGCAUCACGCCAGGAACAGCUUCGCCUACUUCUGUGUCCUCAAUUGAUGAAGACAGUGAUAGUAGCCCAAGUCACAAAAAAGCAAGAGCGGAGAGUAAACAGCAAAGAAAGGCUAAACACAGAUCUCAUGGCCAGGCCCUUCCCACUAUAGAGGACUCAUCUGAGGAGGAUGAGUUACGUGAGGGGGGUGAACAAAUGGAGCAGGAAGAUGAAAGAGAUGAUCAGCAGCAGUUAAGAAAGGUCACGAAAAAAUUAAAGACGGAAAGAGAUGAUCUGGGCAUGCAAAGGAGACGUGAUCAUUUGACUAAAACUGAUAAAUUAAGGCAGGUAGCAGGGACGGAGGAACGGAAGUCCUCUUCCUUCUCUGACUUUUCACCUAGUUUUGAAUCUGAACCAGAGAAUGCAGAAUACAGAACAUUAUCAUCUGAAACUCAUGAUGCUGCAGAAAAACCAUUAAAGAGUGCUGAAGAGGUAUAUGAGGAAAUGAUGCAGAAAGCACAGGAAUACAAAGCAUCAGAGAAAUGCACACCACCUGAUAUUGAACCAUUAUAUGGAGGCAUGUUAAUAGAGGACUACGCUUAUGAAACUUUAGUUGAUGAACAAGAACAGGCUGCAGCAGCUCUUGGUAAAGUCACCUAUGAGCAAGAUUUGAGAAGGAUGUCUGAGCAUGAGUCGGUGAGGAUACUUAUGACACCAGAUGAGGCUUAUGAGGAGAUGAUGCAUAAAAGGAGCAAGAUCUUGCAAGAAGAGAAAGAGGCUCAGCAAAUGUAUGCAACAAAGAUCGACACAUCCUUGCCACUCGAUGUGAGUGACACUUGCUAUGUGACUAUUUCUGGAAAUGAUGCACGUAAUACAGAUCAAAAUGCAAAGCCACUGUUGCAAACAGAGGAUGCCUAUGAAGAGCGACUGAAGAUGCAAAAAGAUGUUUUAACACCCGGAACAAGUCCAACACAGUCAACUCCUGUGUCUCCUGCCUCUCUGACUGUGUCUGAGUCAUCAUAUGAUUCCCCAGAGGUGAUACUCAUCCCUUCAAGUGGGGAAGAAGACAACCUAGCUGAACCUAUUGAAUGCAUUUUGGAGCCUUAUAUUACAGAGUCUACAUCUACUCAGGAUGUGUUUAGGAAUAAAGCUUUAUAUCCAAUUCCUGACUUAAAAAUCACUCAGUGCUCCUCUGGUGAAGAGGAAGUUGAAGAGGAGGAAGACAAAAUGUCAUCUGAGCCAACUGAUAUCCAUCAAAGUGAAGAGGAACCACAAGCCCCAGAAGAAUCAUUUGAGACUGUUCCUAUUUCUGUGAUCUGUGAAGUUCCAUCGAAACAUGUUGUGGAGACAACAGCAAUGUCACCACUGUCUCCACCAACUUCUCCAGCAAUCUCAUCCCCAGAUUCAAAUAUGGAACUAAUAACAGCACCAUCAUCCUCUCCAGUUUCUGGCCAGACAUCCGAAUUAACUACUCCAGCUAGCCCCAGUGUUGCUGAAGUUUUUGCCCCAGUUGUAAUUCAGAUGCCAGACCUGGUGUCUGAGCAAGCCACAGCACACCCAUCGGUAGCUGCUCCUGUUGCAUCUUCCACACAGAUUAUUGAAUCCCCUUCACCGGUUAUUCCAGCUUCUCCACAUAUCGCAGAAAAUGCUGGCACCCCGAUUUCUUCUGAAAUUAUUGUUUCAAAGCCAACACCAGGUCCAAAACCAACUCCUGCACCAAAACCAAAACUUACACAGGAAACAGUCCCUACUUCAGAUAGUGUUUCAGCUCUUCAAAAUUUAACUCAAAAACCUUUGGCUGGUGCAAUACAUGAACCACUUUCAGCUGGUAAAUCAGUCACUACAGAUAAACAAGCUGUUGCACCAGUAAUUGCUCCAAAAGUAGACCAUGUAAAAACUGCUACUACUACCGCUGGUACACCUAUUGUUCAGCCUCACAAAGAACCUUCCGAAGAAAAUUCCACUGUUGUUCAAAUGCCCGAUCUUGUGUCCCCUGCAUUAGACUACCCAGUUCUAGAACAAACUCCAGUUGUAGCACCUACCCUGCCAUCUACUCCACUAAGGAAUCAAACUCCUACAAUUACCCCCACUGUUGCACAAAUGCCAGACAUGGUUACAUCUCCAUCUCAGUCAAUCUCUAUAACUUAUCCAGUACCUUCUUUAACCUAUGCCCCACUUCCAGCUACAGUUUCAGCAGUGGAUCAAUCACCUAUUUCUGUUGCAACAGUGGUAUCGGCGUCAAUACCAGCAAAGGUUCUCUCUACAGACCAGACCAGCUCAGCUGUUGAACAGGUGGCCAUGCCACCUUCUGCUCAAUCCAGUAUUCCUGCUCUACCAAAAGAGACUCCAACCAGCGUUUCUAUUCAAAUUCCUAUUCAGAGGCCAGCAGAAACCAGAUUACACAUGGCACCCCAGUUAGGCCAAGCAGUCACUAUUUCACCUCCAGCAGAUCAGCAUAUUGCUGCAAAGACAGUCUCUGUUGUUUCUCCCACUGUUACUACAACUGUUGCUUUUGGAGCUUCACCCUCCCAACCAGUUCAAUCAAUGAUGACCAAAAUUCAGCCAAGGAUGGUGGAAAUACAGAUGGAAAAUGUACCAGAUGAUGGAAAACAGUCAGUUUCACAAAUCAUUUCUCCUUCUGUACAGACACAGCAAGGUCAAGCUGUUGUCAGACUGCCAAAUCUUGAAAAUGUGGCGGUUAAAACAACUCCUGAAGAUGUGAGAGGCCACCCUGUUGUUGUUAGUGUUUCUCCUUUUACUUAUCCAACCACAAUAUCAAGUUUCAUCACUGAUCCAACAGUUCCUCCUUGUGUGACAUCUGUAAAGCCCCAUGUUUCUCAAGAAAGAACAGAUAAACCAGUGAUUUCAUUUCCACCACCUCCUCUAGCUUCACCUCCAGAAUUGCCAUAUAGCACAGUACCCAAGGCUGGUUUUAACCAGCAAAAGACUAUUCCAGCUUCCUCAUCAGUUACAGCAACUCUACCUGAACCCACACCAAAUGUGGCCAGCAUGAUGAUAAAACCAGCUGUGAGCCCAACACACAAAUCACCACCUCCUGUUCCCCCAAAACCUGCAUGUAUACCCUCAGGACUGGUAUUUAGUCACAGAUCAAGAGAGAGCGUAAAGCCACCAGUUACCCCUGAGCUGGUAGUUGUUCAAACAGUUCGUGCUGCAACUUUACCAAGAACAAGGGAACCUCCAAAUGCAUUGUCACUAAGUUUGACCGCCCCUGUAGAGACCAAGCAUAGUGCUUCAUCACCAAAAUCACCUUUGUCACCAAGAUUUGCAAGAACUCUUGAAACCUAUGUGGUAAUAACAUUACCCUCAGAACCAGGAUCACCUGUAGAGGGCAUUACAACUCAAGCACAGAUGAGAAGAUCAUCAUUGCCAACUCCCAGACAGCAGGUUCCAUCUGAAGCUCCAAGAGUGUUUGCUCCAGUUGCAGUGGAUGCACCUGUGUCAUUAAUUUCAGCACAAAUUGUAGCAGCCCCACCAAAGGCUACCCCAGCUUUAAAUACAGCAGCACCCCUUGAGGUGGUGGCAACUGAAUUUGCUUCAGUCACAGCAGAGACUCAUCAUAUCAAACUAGCUACAGAUUCAAGACAAAGUAUUACGGAACCUUGCGUAACGGUCAAAGAGCUGCCAGUUACUUCUGUAAAAACAUUUGUUUCAGCACCACUUGUAGUGGCACCAUCAGGAGUAGCACAGACUAUGACUGUUGUUCCUCAUAUCACAAUGGAGAAUACAAUGCCUUCCCCAUCUGCGUUUAUAACAUCAUAUGAUACAGCACCAGUUGUAAUGGCUCCUACUGCUUUGAUUUCAGCAGCACCUGUUGCAGCUCCACCACCACCACCGCCACUGCAACCGCCCAUUGCUAUGGAACCAACAGCAUAUCCGACAAUGAUGUACCCCACACCUUCCUUAAGUUCUCCUCUUCCCAUUGCUCCAGUCUCAGUAGUGCAUACAUCAAAACCAUUAGAGGAGGUACCAGUAGCCUUAGCCCCACUUCCUGCUGAGUCUCUUCCUCACUAUACAGUGAGUGGUGUGCAACAGGAACCUGAGAUGCAACAAAUGCAAACAACAUAUUCUGCUCCAAUAACAAUAACCCAGAUACCAAUCCCAGCUCAACAUGACAUUCCUGGUUUGGAUAUGGAAGAAGUACUAAUAGUUUCAGCUCCUGAAGAGGCCUUAACUGAACUGGGUUCAUCACCAGUACCAAUAACACAGCUUCAAGAGCAGCAAACUGUUUAUGAGCAAAAACACGAAAUUCCAGCAGUGACCUCUGCAACAACUGUGCCAGCAGUACCAGUCACAUUUACCCAAUUUACAAAAUCUAUUGAGAGUCAAGAAAUUUGUGGACAAGAUAAAGUUAUUUCAAGCAUGAGCCAAGUCUACUCUGCAAUCUCAACAACUGAGCAGCGUCCUGAUGCAUUGCCUAAUCUUGUAACCCAAGUUGUCACGACUGAAGUGCAAAGAACAACAACUGUGUCAGUUGUCCAGGAGAGGAUUCCUGUCGAACCCAUACCUGAACCUGUGAGUGGUACAGUCAAAAUCCAUCCAGAAGUCCAACCAAAGCCUAAACAGAAUGGAAGAAUACACUACCCUAGUGACGUUAUAGAUCUUACGACAUUUAAAGUCAACGUUACAAUGACUGACCAAGGAAUGGAUCUGACAGCCCCAGAUUCAAGUAGGUCUUCCUUGUCAAGUGAAUCAAGUGGACGACAGGCCACUGCUGUACAGCCUGAAAUUGUAAAUCUUAGUGCUGAAAUAAUCCCCACUACAACACUCUCUGUUGUAACUGACAGCAUAACAAUUGUCACUUGCACAGCUACAAUUGCCUACAACAACAACAAAGUUGACAAGCCUCUGGACCUGGGAAAUGCUACUUCAGUGCCUCUUCCACUUACCACGUACAAUCCAUUUGAGCCACUUGCUCAGAUAGUGUACAGACCAGUGAAUUCGCAACCUAAGCCUACAACCAGUGCGGAGAUUCCUAUUAACCUUUCAUACAGAGCUGUUGCAAGCACAGAUCCUACUCUUAUGCCUGUUACUAUAGCCCCAGUGAGCUUCACAAAUGGCACUGCUGGUGUACCAAUACAUACAGAGCCAUCGGCUGUUGGACCUGUAGACCUCACCACGUCUAAACCAAUGAAAACCAUGGUUGCUUUGUCCUCGUCUUCUGGAGUGGUCACAACUGUUUUGGAAGAUGACGGUACACCAGUUGAUCUAACAUCUGGAAGACGGACUGUUUGCUGUGACGUGAUUUACAGGCUUCCUUUUACAGGGAGCUGCAGAACACAGCCUCCUGUGACCGCACAACCAGACAAUCAAAUUGAUAUUGCCACAACGCCUGUUGAAGAUCUCAGUACCAUGAAGGCUUCGAUAUCUGACAGUAAUUUCAAAGAGGCUGGACUCUUUAGUUAUGAAAGGAAGAAUGGAUUCACCUAUCAGAAUGGGGCAUCUGAGGGGGCUAUUGACUUGACAUCUGCUAAAAUGUCAACAGAAGAAGCCUUAGACUACUCAAAGAAAGGCGCUUUGGCAUUUACUGGGAUCACCACAUCUCCAUAUUCUCAAGGAACAACAUUUGGCAUUAACAGUUUACUAAGAUCGACAAAUGGCAUUGUUUACUCAUCUGUUGCUGCACCCAUUCCCUCCACGUAUGCAAUCACAACCCAACCAGGUUCAAUAUUUAGCACAACCACCAAUUCUACUGAGCCAGUUUCAGCACUUCAAAAUCAGCCCGCUCCAUAUGGCUUUGUACACACCACAGACACAGACCAAACAAUAUUCCCACAGUCUGAUAUAUCAAAGGAUAUCCUACCUUCUGCAUUAGCCAGUCUUCUUCCCUCCCUGACAGCCUUCCCUGAGCUCUACUCGGAUGCUACUCUUGAGGCAAUAGCAGCCUCACUGGACAUGCUGGUAUCUCCGAAUUUCCCUGAUUUAGAUGACAGCAAGAGCCAGCAGUACAAGGCUGAACAUGAGUUCUUACAAUUAGAGAAGUUGAAACAGCUGUGUCUAGCUGAAGAGCUUGAAUGGGAGAGACAAGAGAUACAGCGUUACCGUGAGCAAGAGCAGAUCAUUGUUCAGAAGGAGCUUGAGGAGCUUCAGAACAUGAAGCAGCAACUUCUAAUGCAGCAAGAAGAGGAACGCAAAGCCCAACUUAUUCUUCAACAAGAAACCUUUGCACAGCAGCAACUUCAGUUAGAGCAAAUCCAUCGAUUACAGCAGCAACUUCAACAACAACUAGAAGAGCAAAAGAUAUACCCAUAUGGGUUUGGGCCAUGUGAGGGUAUGUCCCCACCCUUGAACUCAGACAUCAUACUUGACUCAAAAUAUUCCGGGGGAGAUAAUGGACAGUACUGGCCAGUAAAGGAUGACAAUUCAAUGUCAUCUGUUGUGUCCACCCAUGACACCACUUCAGGUCAAAACUGGCUAACAACAACAACAUCUGGGGCUUUUACACAGUAUGGUUCAAGCAUUCCUGUAGUGAGUGCACAGACAAAGGAUCAAAUGCAGCUGUCCACAAACCUGCCAGAUACAUCCAAGCAAGAGCAAAGUGUAGGUUUAAGUGGAAAGAAAUUAGUUGAGAGUGGUGUUCAAACAGAUGAUGAAGAUGGGGUUGAAAAGAUUCCUUCUGGUAGAAGGAGAAGAAGUAGGAGAAGUGUAGAUAGCUGUGUGCAAACUGACGAUGAGGAUCAGGAUGAAUGGGAUGCCCCCGUUCGGAGCAGACGCAGGUCUCGUUCCAGCAGAUAUGCUGAUGGAGAGAAGGGGAAAAGCUCCAAGGUAUCAAGUAUUGCGAUUCAGACUGUAGCAGAGAUUUCAGUUCAGACAGAGCAUUCAGGGACAAUUACGAGAUCUCCUGUUCGGGCUCAGGUGGACACAAAAGUAGAUUUACACAGAGAGGGCCAAACGGAAAGCGAUUCAGAUAUUACAUCAGACAGAGAUAAAAGACGUCUAGGUCCUGCUGAGAUAAGUGUUAGCACACACCUGACAGCUGAUGAUGUUGGAACCUCGUUAGUUACCAAAUCUCCAAAGGUAUUAUGCUCCCCAGUUUCACCAGUGUCACCUGGAAAAAGCUCACAGAAGAUGCUUACUGCUGAUUCAUCAAGGCAUCUCAGUAGUCCAAGAUCACUAAGGGCCUCACAACGAUCACUGUCUGACAAGUCACUCAGUCCUACAACUGAGGACAGAAUGAUGUACCAGUACUCAGACACCUACUCAAGCAAAGGUUCCCAGAGUGGCACACCAGUUGGCAGUCAGAAGAAAGUGAAACGCACACUACCUCAUCCACCACCGGAAGAAGAUACCCUCAUUGGCCUCUCGGGGUACACCACUGCUUCUGCCAGAAGACGAAUGUGCAGGAACACCACUAUGGCGCGGGCCAAAAUCCUCCAAGACAUAGACAAAGAGCUGGAUUUAGUUGAACGUGAGUCCUCAAAACUCCGUAAGAUACAGGCAGAGCUUGAUGAGGAGGAGAAAGAGAUAGAUGCUAAAUUGAGAUAUCUGGAGAUGGGUAUAAAUCGAAGAAAAGAGGCUUUACUGAAAGAGAGAGAGAAGAGGGAGAGAGCCUACUUACAAGGAGUGGCAGAAGAGCGAGACUACAUGUCAGAUAGUGAGGUCAGCAACAUCAGAGAGGCACGAGGUAAUGGUCAUGGACUAGAACGGCCACGGACUGCACCACAGUCAGAGUUUAACCAGUUCAUUCCACCACAGACUGAGUCUGAGUCCCAGUAUGCACAACUUACGAGCCCAUACUCACAUUAUCAGUAUGCAUCCCAGACAAGUCAGUAUCCUCAACAGACAUUGUACCAGCAGCAGUCUCUUUACCAUCAGCACGUGUCCCCCUACCAAUCUAUCUACUCAUCAGUGCCCUCACUCAAUCAGCAGUCCCAGCAGACUGGCUAUGACCAUUCCUCACUCCUUCUGAUGCAACAGAAACCCCGUCAGACUACUUUGUCUGACUUAGAACCAAAGAUUACGACAAACUAUGAGGUCGUACGCAACCAGCCCCUCCUAAUUGUCCCUACAUCCACAGAGAGUGCCUACGGAGUUUCCCAUCUUGGUGGUAAAUACAGUAGCCUUGAUCUGAGGAUGGGCCUGGAAGAGAGAGCCAGCAUGGCCAGCAGUCCCAUGUCCAGCAUAUCAGCUGAGUCCUUCUAUGCAGACCUCGAUCAUCACAAUGCCAGGAACUACGUCUUGAUUGAUGACAUCGGCGAACUCACAAAGAGCUCCACGGGACUCAGUUCAAGCUUCAGUAUAGCCGAUAAGGAUAUCAGCAAAGCUGACCGACUUCUCCGUACUGCCGACGUUCGUCGGACACCAGAUGUGGCAGACUUUCUUGGUCCUCUUCAGGCUGCUUCCCGAUUGCAUUCAUAUAGUAAGGCAGACGAGGAUUCAAUGGAGGAGCCAUAUGAAUUGAAGAUGUUGAAACAGCAAAUUAAGCAGGAGUUCCGGCGCGGUACGGAUAGCCUUGAACAGCUUACUGGCCUGCCUCACUACCUCCACUCUGACACUAGUUUUAGGCAUUUCCCCAAAGCUGAGAAAUAUAGCAUUGGGAGACUGACUUUGGAGAAGCAAGCUGCCAAGCAGCUUCCUGCCUCCGUUCUUUACCAGAAGCAGCUAAAGAAUAAAAAAGCCCUAAUUGACCCCAAAAUUACAAAGUUUUCGCCUAUCCAAGAGAGCAGGGACCUUGAACUAGAUUACAGCAGCUUUUUGGCCUCUGCCAGCUCAGUUAGUGGGUUGUCUGCCAGGGCAAGGCUCCUGCAGGACGAGAUUACAUUUGGUCUUAGGAAGAACCUAGUGGAGCAACAGAAAUAUUUGGGUUCAGCUCUUGGAGCUAACCUGGCUCAGUCACUCAACUUUGGACAAUCUCUCAACCUAGGGCCUACCAUAAGGUCUUCCCUUCACGAAGACGGCACCUACCCCAGUGGCACUCGGUCAAGACCUUCCUCUAGGCCUUCCUCUGUAUAUGGACUGGAUCUGUCUAUCAAAAGAGACUUGUCAAACUCCUCACUACGCCUGAAAACAGAGGGUGAGGGCAUGGAUUCCCAGUUUGUAUCUAGGGCUAAACCAACAAGUCUGCCAAUUAGUCAGAGCAGGGGUCGAAUUCCCAUUGUUGCACAAAACUCUGAAGAGGAGAGUCCACUGAGCCCUGUUGGUCAGCCAAUGGGCAUGGCCAGAGCAUCUGCAGGCCCACUCCCACCCAUCUCAGCAGACUCACGGGACCAGUUUGGCUCCAGUCACUCUCUUCCAGAAGUCCAACAGCACAUGAGAGAGGAGUCCAGGACAAGUGGCUAUGAACGGGACAUUGCCUUUAUAAAGGAUGACCUUCAGGGGGCCAUGUCAGAUAGCGAAGCUGGAGGUCCUAGCUGGAAUGUGAAAGCAUAUCACCUUCAGCAUGAAGAGACGGACUGGUUUGACAAACCCCGCCAGGGACGCGGUGGACCAGAAGCCGGGCUAGAGAGAAGACAGAUGAAAGGCAGCCAUUACCCCUUCCCACACUCUCACAUCAAACUGCAACGAGACCCUAAGGACCACACCGUCUCAGGUAGUGGGCUGGGAAUCAGAGUCGUGGGUGGAAAAGAGAUUCCAGGGACCAACGGAGAGAUCGGAGCCUACAUCGCCAAGGUUUCAGCAGGAGGAUGUGCUGAGCAUGCGGGAAAAGUUGUUGAAGGAAUGCAGGUUCUGGAGUGGAACGGAAUCUCUUUGCUGGGAAAGACAUAUGAAGAAGUGCAAAGCAUUGUGGGUCAGCAGUAUGGAGAGGCAGAAAUAUGUGUGCGCCUAGACCUAAACAUGCUUUCAGACACAGAACACCCUCAACAACUGGAGCUCCAUAGUCAGCUGAGAGCUGGUGAGCGUCAGCGUUCUCCAGGUGUAGACCCAAAGCAGCUGGCUGCAGAGCUGCAGAAGGUGUCACAGCAGCAGGCUCCUGCCUCCGUGCUGUCUGCUCUGGAGAGAGCGGGACACUUGCACUCUGGCACCGGAUCUGCCGCUUCAAGUGGGGUCCCCAGCCCUGGGCAACCCGGGUCCCCAUCCGUCAACAAGAAGCGCCAUAGUAGCAAGUCAGCAGAGGUUCUGAAGCCACAACCGCAUCCAAUCACUGGUGAAAUACAACUUCAAAUCAACUAUGACAGGAAUAUGGGCAAUCUGAUUGUUCACGUGCUACAAGCAAGAAACCUCGCUCCUAGAGAAAACAACGGAUACACAGACCCCUUCGUUAAGGUCUAUCUCUUGCCAGGAAGAGGCCAAGUCAUGGUUGUCCAGAACGCAAGUGCUGAGAACAAGAGAAGGAUUAAAUAUGUCCAGAAGACGCAAAACCCGGAGUGGAACCAGACCGUCAUUUAUAAAAACAUCCAUUUGGAGCAGCUGAAGAAGAAAACUCUGGAGGUUACUGUGUGGGAUUAUGACAGAUAUUCCUCAAAUGAUUUCCUUGGAGAAGUGCUCAUUGAUCUCUCAAACACGGCUCAGCUUGAUAACACGCCUCGCUGGCACCCUCUAAAGGAACAAAGUGAGAGUAUUCACCAUGGAAGAACCCACCCUCCGCAGGGGCCCGGCGGCUCUGGGGGACUCGGAGGUCAGGGCGGCCCUGGCAGUCAGGGAGGCCCUGGAGGACCGGGAGGUUCUUUAGGUCAAGGAGGGCAACCGGGGAACCAGCAGUCCCCUAAAACGUCUGUCAUCAAGAGCCGAAGUCACGGCAUUUUCCCUGACCCUGCUAAAGACACACAGGUCCCCACAAUAGAAAAGUCCCACAGUAGUCCCGGCAGCUCCAAAUCUUCCUCUGAGGGUCACUUGCGCUCCCACGGCCCCUCACGCAGCCAGAGCAAAGGCAGCGUCACCCAAGCCCACCUGGAAGAAGCCGGGAACGCCAUCGCUGCAGCUGAGGCUGCGGUGCAACAGUCCAGACUCCAGCCAAAUAAAACAAACCACCGAAUGAUCGAUGGGGAUGCAUACACUCUGGACAGUGAAGAUAACUUGGGUACUAACGCUGUGGACAGUGCCAUAUUUCAGGUCCCUCAGUUGAAAAACAUUCCGAACGGAACAGAUAAAAGCAGAGGACUUGAAUCUUUGAACCUGUCUGAUUCAGAAGGUAAGAUGAUGGGUGAGAUCAAGGUUGCUCUGAAGAAGGAAAUGAAGACUGAAGGAGAGCAGCUGGUUCUUGAAAUCCUGCAGUGCAGAAACAUCACCUACAAGUUCAAAUCUCCAGACCACCUACCUGACUUGUAUGUAAAGCUUUAUGUGGUGAAUGUGGCAACUCAAAAGAGGAUCAUAAAGAAGAAGACCAGAGUGUGUCGCCACGACAGAGAGCCAUCAUUCAACGAGACGUUUCGCUUUAAUCUGAAUCCUGUUGGCCACUCUAUUCAGCUGUUCCUGGUGUCAAAUGGAGGGAAGUUCAUGAAGAAGACCCUGAUUGGCGAGGCUUACAUCUGGCUGGACAAAGUGGACAUGCGUAAGCGGGCGGUCAGCUGGCACAAGCUAGUAGCCACCACCAGUCAAACGCAGCCGUAAUCACACCGUCUCAUCAUCUCUCAUCGGUGCCCUCCAACAAAAGAGACCUAAAACAGGACAAGGUGGGUUAGUGGAUCUGGAAUGACUGAUGGAUCAUGGAAAGAGAAAAUCAAGGUUGAAUUCAUUGAUACAUUGAAUUCAUUGAUUUCCACUCCCAGAGCGCUGCUGUCUAUUUAAGGGAGUAAUUUCUGCUACUACAUUCUACAUCUAAAAUAUCUUAGGCAUGGGCCAGUUAUUACAGUCAUUUCCGCUAUCAUCAUGUGUCCAAAAUCAUAUAUAUUUCUUGCAAAAAACAUUCAUAAGGAGAUAGACGUAGCAUAUAGUUGACACAAUCAUAUGAUAUAUAAUGACCAUAUCAGACUAUGUUAUGCACUGUAUGGAGGUUACACUGUAAAGAAGAAAGACAAUCGUAAAUAUAAAGGAUUCUCCUUAUCGAAUGCAACAUCCGAUCGCACACGGUUCAAGAUUCCUCCGUUUAUAAUGUCUUGAGUGUCGUCUUUAAUGUUUAGGGAAUGUUGAAACUGACAUCAGCUAUUAGACAUGGUUUUCAAACGAACCUCUUGAUUAUUUCAAAACGCUAAAUGAGGGUGUACUUCGUUUUUGAGGUUAAAGGGCAUCUAUUUUCCGUCCUGAAGUAUGAUUGUACGUGUCCACGAUGUGUGUUUGUUUAAUGAACAGCAUCUUGAAGUAAAUGUCAUGUUAGUGGUCAGAUGUUGUCAUUAAUAGUCUCUGUUUUGUGACCAAGUUGUAUGUGGAAUCCAAAUAUGCAAUGACAAAAAAAAUUAAUAAUAAUAAUGAUAAUAAUUAACGUACAUUCGAGUCCUCUUUAUAUAAGGGUUCUGGCUCAAUUGGCUUGAUUGAAAUCCUAAUGUUUGAUGUUUAUUUUAAUGGUGCAAGGUGUGUGUCCCGCGUCACGUGUCACUGAUGGUGCAUUUUUAAUAUUGUUUUUCUGCUGUGAAGUUCAUCUGUUCAUGUUUUCAUUACGAUCACUGCCGCUUUAACCUGCACCAUAUCAGUGUGUAACUACACUAUAUGUGCCAUUGAUGGAUAAAGGCACGUGUUUUUGUCUGUCUAGGAUCAGCAGACAGAAGUUUUCUAACUCAACAGUCAGUGUUUCCAUUAUCAAUAUCAAUGGACAUAUUUCACACAUGGAAACCGAUUGUUUUGUAACCUGGCUAAUAAAAUGUACACUAACGUUUCCAUAUGAUUUAAUCUGCAUCUUGCACAGGUGGUGCACAGAUGUACCUGAAUAUAAGGUUGCUGUCGUAGUGAGAUGAACUAUCGUGUGCCAACCUGAUGUUUUAACCAAAUCCACUGGUUCUGUUUGGGUAAAUCUAUGCAACAUGGAUUAUGUUCUUUGAAUGCAUAAACCUUAACAUGCGACAUCAAACGAGUGUCUGAAUAUAUGUAUAUCUGUUAAAGAAAAAAGAUAUUAAUUAUAUGAAUAUUGUAUAGUGUUUAUUUUUAUUUAUGUAUUUAUUUUUUACUUCCUCUUUAUGGCACAGUACAUAUUAAUCAUAUGCACUUUAUGUUGUUUUCAUAGAUUUCUAAAUUUCAUCGUAAGAAAAUAUACUGACUAGAAAAAUUCGAUUUUUUUUCGUGAAGAAAAAAAAUCUGUGCAUUAUCAUGAUGGCCAAUUAAAACCUAUAACAAGUGUCAUCAGUUUUAUUUACAAAGUAUGUUUUUUUUUCAGUUUUUCCCUUUAAACAAGCACAUCCAUUCAUUUUACUACUAAACAUCAUCUUUUAUUCUAUUACCCCAUUCCUUCUAAAAUCAUAAUGCGUUUGAUGAAUUAAUUUGCUGUCAACCGUGUGAAUGUGAUUUUGGUUAUUUUUUGAUUUUGUAAAUAUAUAGGAUAUUUUCUACAAGAAGAGGUCUGAAUAUUUAUUUGGUCUGACGUUGAGCAUGUGAUUGUGAUCAAGGUCAAACUCUGUCUGUACAUAUUGUAUUUGUCUAACUGUGUAAGAAAAUACUAUCUGGAUCAGUUUAAAAAUCAUGUGUUCGAUCAAUCCAUUCCAACCUGUUUGACAAAAUCAACAACAUCUCUCAGAAUGAAAACAAUGUGGUUUAAAAAAAAAAAAAAAGAAGAAAAAAAAGACAACGCAAAAUUUC
Labeo rohita (rohu) is the source of this 27657-nucleotide messenger RNA. It is a transcript of the gene pclob, whose product is annotated as piccolo presynaptic cytomatrix protein b. The record is from RefSeq and is a predicted model, not a curated record. Gene Ontology annotation, cellular component: GABA-ergic synapse; cytoskeleton of presynaptic active zone; glutamatergic synapse. Gene Ontology annotation, biological process: presynaptic active zone assembly; protein localization to synapse. Gene Ontology annotation, molecular function: structural constituent of presynaptic active zone; metal ion binding; protein binding. Lineage: Eukaryota; Metazoa; Chordata; Actinopteri; Cypriniformes; Cyprinidae.